This is a messenger RNA of Olea europaea var. sylvestris, 2507 nucleotides long. Its product is annotated as acyl-coenzyme A oxidase 3, peroxisomal-like. Gene Ontology annotation, cellular component: peroxisome. Gene Ontology annotation, molecular function: FAD binding; fatty acid binding; acyl-CoA oxidase activity. The coding region runs from base 128 to 2155 and encodes 675 amino acids. Gene Ontology annotation, biological process: fatty acid beta-oxidation using acyl-CoA oxidase; lipid homeostasis. The transcript is spliced from 13 exons. The record is from RefSeq and is a predicted model, not a curated record. Lineage: Eukaryota; Viridiplantae; Streptophyta; Magnoliopsida; Lamiales; Oleaceae.
GCAUCUACACAUAUUCUGUGCGCGUGCAUUGACUACGUCCCUCUCCCCAUGCCGGCGUAUUGAUCCACUAUUUAACGUAAAGCAUUGGAGACAUAAUUCAAAAAUAUAUCUUCUGCAAUUCAACGCUAUGGAAAAUGUUAAUUUCAGAACCCAAAUUUUAAGCGGGCACCUUCAAAACCACCGCCGUGCAACCACCGCCACAAUUUCCGCCUCACCAUGCGUCAGCUACGUGCCACCGGAAGUUACCGAACAACCCUUUUCGUUCGACGUGACUUCAAUGAGGAAACUGAUGGAUGGGCACAAUUUGGGUGACAGGGACUGGCUUUUUAAUCUCAUGAUACAGAGUGAACUUUUCAAUCCAAGGCUAAGGGGUGGCAAAGUAUUUGUGGCGCCGGAUUAUAAUCACUCCAUGGAGCAGCAAAGAAAGAUGACUAUGAAGAGAAUUGAGUAUUUAGUGGAUCGUGGGGUGUUCAAGGGGUGGUUAACAGGUAAAGGACCUGAAGCUGAGAUGAGAAAGUUUGCUCUUUUGGAGGUUACUGAGAUUUUUGAUUAUGCUCUUGCUAUCAAGAUUGGCGUGCACUUCUUAUUGUGGGGUGGUGCAAUCCAGUUUUUUGGCACAAAGCGACAUCACGAUAAGUGGUUGAGUGCUACAGAAAAUUACUUGAUUAAAGGAUGCUUUGCCAUGACAGAAUUGGGGCAUGGAAGCAAUGUUCAAGGCAUUGAAACAACGGCAACUUAUGAGGCAAAAACGGGAGAGUUUGUAAUCAACACUCCAUCUGAAUCAGCUCAAAAGUACUGGAUUGGUGCUGCAGCUAACGAUGCGACACAUGCAGUAAUUUUCGCUCAGCUGAAUAUUGACGGAAAAAAUCAAGGCGUCCAUACUUUUAUCGCCCAGAUCAGAGAUGAAAAUGGUAACAUCUGUCCCAAUAUUCGGAUUGCUGAUUGUGGUCAUAAGAUUGGUUUAAAUGGCGUUGACAACGGUCGAAUCUGGUUUGACAAUCUUCGCAUUCCUAGAGAAAAUAUAUUGAACUCAGUUGCUGAUGUUUCUCCCAGUGGAAAAUAUUUGAGUGCAAUAAAGGACCCAGACCAGAGAUUUGCUGCGUUCCUGGCUCCUUUGACAUCUGGACGAGUAGCUAUCGCAGUUAGUGCAGUGUACUCUGUGAAGAUUAGUUUAGCAAUCGCCAUAAGAUAUGCAUUGACAAGGAGAGCAUUUUCAAUCACAGCAAAUGGUCCUGAACUCCUUUUGCUUGAUUACCCCAGUCAUCAGCGCCGCCUCUUGCCUCUUCUUGCCAAGACGUAUGCUAUGAGCUUUGCUGGUAACUACUUGAAACUGUUGUACUUGAAGAGGAGUCCUCAAUUGAUGAAAACCAUCCAUGUUGUAUCCAGUGCAUUCAAGGCCGCUCUGACUCGGCAUAACCUCCGAACUCUUCAGGAAUGCCGUGAAGCCUGUGGCGGGCAAGGAAUGAAGACAGAAAAUCGAAUUGGCCAACUGAAAUGUGAAUAUGAUGCGCAGCCUACUUUCGAGGGUGAUAACUAUGUUCUUAUGCAACAGGUUUGCAAAGCUCUGCUGGCAGAGUAUGUGGAAGCCAAAAAGAGAAAUAAACCAUUCAAGGAGUUUGGGUUAGAACAUAUGAACAGACCAAGCCCAGUUAUUCCUGCUCAGCUUAUCAGUUCGACCCUGAGGAGCACUCAAUUUCAGAAUGAUAUCUUCUGCCUAAGAGAAAGAGAUUUAUUAAACCGCUUUGCUGCUGAAGUCUCUCAAUACCAAGCACAGGGUGAAAGUAAAGAGUCUGCAUUUAUUGUGAGUUAUCAGGUUGCCGAAGAUUUGGGUAUAGCAUUCUCGGACCGUGCAAUUUUGCAGAGUGCUGUAGAAGCAGAGAAUAAUGUGACAGACGCCUCCCUUAAGAAUAUAUUGGGUCUUCUGAGAUCGCUUAAUGUGCUGGUCACGCUUGAAGAAGACGCUGCGUUUCUCCGAUACGGGUACUUAUCAACAGACAAUGCUGCUGCUGUAAGAAAAGAAGUCGCAAAACUUUGCAGUGAAAUCAGACCACAAGCACUUGCCUUGGUUAGUUCUUUCGGCAUACCAGAUGCUUUCUUGAGCCCUAUUGCCUUUGAUUGGAUUGCUGCAAAUUCUUGGUCCACCGUUGAGAACUAGUUCUCCAUAAACUGUAUCGGUAUAUUAUUUUAGUCCGUGAAUUUCGUCUGGUGAAGGAAGUUAAACAGGCAAUGAAUGCUGGAAUUGGAAGAGAAUUUGAAAGGAAGAUAGAGCUGGACAGUUGAGAAGCCCUGAAAACUGUGUAGAAAACCAGUCUGCUCAAAUUUUGGCUGGUUGUGUUUUAUAUUUUCUUGUAGUAGCAAUAAGUUGGUUAAUAUGUCGUGGGUUUUAGUUUUCUUGUGGUCAUAAUGUGUAAUUGUAUUUGGAGUGUAAAACAGAUGCUUAAAUAAAAAUAACUUGAAAACGUUUUUCAACUCGACCCCUCAGUUGAGUUGAUGCAAUCUCAGCCUCA